AUGGUACGACAAGCAGCAAGGCCAAAGUCCGACAUGAGCUACUCCAAUUACAUCGCUUCCAAAACAAGACUCGCUAGGCUUGAAGCUGACGACAUGCAAAAUUAUGCGGCCAUGAGUUAUGCGGAGCUUCGCGAGGAGAUGAAAUCUCUUGGGAUGUUCCAAGGUGGAAAAAAGCAACGGAUGGUCACCGUGCUUGAGCGACAGUUUCGAGAGAUGCGCAUGGAACACACGAGUCAGGCUAAGCGUCGUCUUCGUGAGCACCCAGAGAUGAUGCCUGCCAGCGAAUUCAAGAGAGAUCCUUCCGUAAUCUCUUUCACGGACUUGCCUGGUGAGGUCCGAAACAUGAUCUAUGAUCUUGCCCUCUUCGAACCUCCUUCGGGCGAUUUCGCACAAGCUGGAAACUGGGAGAUGACUGCCAACAGUGAUCACAUAUUUCUCUCUCGUUCCCGGACAUGUAAUGUGGAACUGGAUCUUGCAGAACUCCGCUGUGACCGCACCAUUUCAGCGCUGCAUGUUGUCGGAGCCUUGGACAAGCAAACCCGGAAAGAAGUUCAGACCUUCUUCUGGGCUCAAAUCCACAUCACGAUUGUCCUAGAGAAUUAUGACCCACAGGACUACUGCUCCGUCGUUCACCGGUUUCUUGAGAAGAUUGGCCCUCUAGGUAGAAGCGCCCUUGCCGGCUUGACGGUACAAGGGGUGUACGAAGUUUAUCAACAACCGCAACACCAAGAAUACCAGACCAUGAUCGCGUCGCUGCGAGAGUGCAGAAAUUUGCGGACACUAAAUAUGUGCUUACCCAUGCACAUGGUGAUGGGUCCCCAGGACCGGAAGGCGAUGGAGCAGUUCUUCUUACAUGGCCAGCCUUUGGUCAGCCCUAGCGUGGACGCCCUUGUAGGCGCACUGCAUUCGAUUCCACAACUUCGUUGCGUGCGAUUGUGCGCAGAAUCUAAUGAAGAUCUAGAGUACUACCUCGGACGCGACGACUUUACCAUCUUCGCACUGACAGGGGCGCGUGAAGGGCGUCUGGUACAGGAAGUCCGUAGGCACCUUCAGGCACGUACAGACGUCGAAUAUGAAGUCGUGGGUAAUAUCGAUCAGGUGGAGAGUUACGAGGAAUGGCUGACACGGAAAGCGGGUUAG
Molecule: messenger RNA, 1140 nt
Organism: Alternaria viburni
Lineage: Eukaryota; Fungi; Ascomycota; Dothideomycetes; Pleosporales; Pleosporaceae
Exons: 1
Coding region: 1-1140 (379 amino acids)
Source: RefSeq, a predicted model, not a curated record